GCCGCUGCCGCCGGUGCUGCCCCUGCCGGUACUGCCCCUGCCGCCGGUGCUGCCCCUGCCGCCGCCGCCGCCUCUAUGUCCUUCAAGCGGGAGGGAGACGACCCCGGGCAGCUGGGAGUGCUGCAGAGGAGACGCAUCGCAGACCUGCUGGCCAACUACAUCCCCGAGGAGGAGGCUCUGCUGCUGAGGAGUGGCAAGUAUGCCUGCACGGUCUGUGCCCACCGCCCUGUCUUCGACACCCUGGAGGUGCUGACAGUGCACAGGGCUGGCAGGAGGCACAGGAGCAGCCUGCAGCACUUCUACGGCAGGAAAGGCUCCCCCCAGGCCGUGGCCCAGCAGCAGGGGCAGGGGCAGGAGGUGCAGGCAGAGGAGGAGGGCUCCCCAGCCCCUCUGUUGGCAAGGACCAGGAGGAUCACUCACAGUGCCCUGCUGAAAGCUGCUCCCUACAGCAGCUGCUGCAGGAGGGCAGGGGCGCUCGGAAGCAGCUCCCGAGUUGGUGCGGCCCAGGCAGGACCCAACUCUGCCCUGCCCCUGCCGGGGGCACCGCAGGGGCACGGAGGAGCCGCAGCUGCCACCCCUGCGGCAGCGCUGCCAGGGCACCGCGGCGGGCACGGAGGAACCGCAGCUGCCACCCCUGCGGCAGUGCUGCCAGGGCACCGCGGCGGGCACGGAGCAGCCGCAGCUGCCACCCCUGCGGCACUGCUGCCAGGGCACCGCGGCGGGCACGGAGCAGCCGCAGCUGCCACCCCUGCGGCAGUGCUGCCAGGGCACCGCGGCGGGCACGGAGCAGCCGCAGCUGCCACCCCUGCGGCAGUGCUGCCAGGGCACCGCGGCGGGCGGGCAGGCACCCCGAGGGCAGCUGCAGCCCGGAGGCAGCCAGGAGGCAGCGGCGGAGCCUCGGCAGCAGCUCCCAGCCCCGCCCGGCGCCAGGCGCUGGAGCGCUACCUGCAGCUGCGCAGCGCUGGCUGGCUCCAGGACCCCUCUGGCAAGUGGGUGAAGGACCAGAACGUGGAGUUCGACUCGGACGAGGAGGAGCCUCCAGCGCUGCUGCCGCCAGCCUGAGCCCCUCUGCCCCCGACCGGUGCCCACGGGCACAGUCCCCGCGGGGCUGUCGCCAAGCCCCCACCCCUGAAGGGAAUAAACUGGAGAGGGUGGAGGUG
This is a messenger RNA of Pogoniulus pusillus (Red-fronted tinkerbird), 1160 nucleotides long. It is a transcript of the gene SCNM1, whose product is annotated as sodium channel modifier 1. The transcript has 8 exons. The record is from RefSeq and is a predicted model, not a curated record. Gene Ontology annotation, biological process: RNA splicing. Gene Ontology annotation, cellular component: nucleus. NCBI's taxonomy places the organism in Eukaryota, Metazoa, Chordata, Aves, Piciformes, Lybiidae. The coding region runs from base 76 to 1062 and encodes 328 amino acids.